CUCCUGCCCGCUAUGUCUCACGGAGGCGGAGAAUUUUCACAGUGCUGGUGGAGAGAGCAGAUGCAGUCCCGCCUUACUGGCUUUCUCUCCCUCUCUCUAAGCAUCACUAAGACCGGGCAGCAUCCUGUCUUUGAAUAGAGCGUCUGAGAGCCGGAGGACGACAUGGCAAAGGACCAAUCUGGCGAUAUUAGAGAAAACCUCAAUCAGUCACAGGACGUGUAGAAAAAAAGGAAGAAGCAAGGAAGGAUGGAGCUACACUAACUCUGCGUGUCUAUGUGCCAAUAUCAGGAUUAGCUCUCAGUGCUGGAAUGUAGUGACAGCACACAGACAGCGCACAGACAGACAGCAGUACGUGAGCUGACCGAGCCGGAGAUCUAAGUGCUGAGACUGGAAAAGAAUCAGUUAGGAGAUGGAUUUGACUCUCCUCUCCUUGGACUCAUUCCAUUGCUCUUGAUUCUACUGUGCUGUUUUUUUUUUUUCUUUUUUUUUUUAAAUAUUUGUCUGUUAUUUAUUCAUUUUUUUCAAAUAUUGGAUUAUCCCUUUUGCUGGACUACACGCAAAUUUGCUUUUGCCUCAUAAUCCAAAGGAUGCUCUAGAGUAAGAGGAAACCGCUGGCUAUUCCUGCACCGAGUCUGGCGUUUGGUUCUGGGGCAAUGAGCUGACUCAGCGGAGCAAAAUGAGCUGCAGAAAACCCAGAAGCCGAGGAAGAGAGGGAACCAGAACACUCCUCUUUGAAUACAAAUCCUGGAAUGCUGAACAGAAAAAAGAUGCUCUCAAUCCUGCCAGAACUGAAAUGACCGCUUUUCUAACCCUUCAUCUUCUGCUGAUCCUGCUGCUCUUUUCCUUCAUCUCCUUGGCUUUUCACUCACCUGUGUGUCUGGGAUCUGGACACCAUUGAGCUCCGUUCCUGUGAGCUGUGUGCACUGACUAAACCUGGACAGAGGCUUCUUUCCCUCUAUUCUGUCUUCAGUGCUCUACUUGUGACCCCCCCCCCCGUGUGUAUUUAUGUCUUUUCAGAGGUCUGUCUGCAUGGCUGCGAUUUCAUGUGCCUCGCUGUUUGUGUUUAUGAGCACCGUGAUUCUCAAUGCCCAUCUUCCUCCAUUGUCACUGUGCUCUGCGUUGCAAAUGCCCUUUACCACACCUGCCCCUGGGGUUAACCCUUUGUGAGGUGGCAGGAUGAGUGAGCGCUCUGGACCAACUUUGUCGGGAGCAUUGCGUUUGGAGGAGAGAGAAGAGGGCGGGGUGGCUCCCGGUAGGGACCAGGCUUCGCCCCCUGAGCCAGAGCAUCUGCGCUGUGGCACUUGCACCUUGUGGCCCCGACAGCAGACCUGGCUUUGUGUGGUGCCGCUGCUCAUCGGCUUCAUCGGCCUGGGACUCAGCUUGAUGCUGCUCAAGUGGAUUGUGGUGGGAUCCGUCCAGGACUACGUUCCUACCGAUUUGGUGGAUGCCAAAGGGAUUGGGCAGGACCCCAUAUUUCUCUCCAAGCCCAGUGCCUUCCCGAAGAGCUCUGACAGCACUAUGUCAGUGAGCACUGCUGCCACGGGGAAGAACGGAUUUCGACCAGGGAUUCACUCCGGCGGUACAACAAGGGGGAAUGGCCCCGGUGCAUCCGGCAGCCAGGUUACUCUACGCAGCACGACCGUGCGCCAGGUUAGCACCAGCAGCGUACGCGGCCCAGCGACCACUACAGCUGCCUUUACCCUGUCCACGAGCGCGGUGACGCCAUCCUCCACCCCUUUGAUUUCCAAUCCCACCGUCCUCCACGACUCGACGCAAAUGUGGACGCAUGCUCAUGUAUCGCAGAGGCCCUCGGCCACGCCCACUCGGUUACACGUCCUCGUCAAGACAGAAUCACCCACAUCUCCACCCCUCCGAUCAGAGCACUUCAAGCCAUGCAGAGACAAGGAUCUGGCCUACUGCCUGAAUGAAGGAGAGUGUUUCAUUAUUGAGACGCUCACAGGGAUGCACAAACACUGCAGGUGUAAAGAAGGCUACCAAGGGGUGCGAUGUGACCAGUUUCUUCCCAAGACGGACCCCAUCUUAUCUGAUCCAACAGAUCAUCUGGGCAUCGAGUUCAUGGAGAUUGAAGCAAUUUACAAGAGACAAGUGGUGUCAAUAUCCUGCAUUGCUACUGGAAUCAGUCUUCUGGGGACACUUUGUGUGGCAUUCUACUGCUGGAACAAAAGACGUAGGGAGAAACUACAUACCCAUGUGAAGGAGAGUCGAAUCCAGAAGAACUACACCAACCACACUUCCAGCCACAUGACUCAAUCAGUCCUGAAGACUCAAUACAGCCUGCAGAUUCACAAAAACUGCAAAGGGCACAGGUCUUCUCCACCUGGUCAAGGCGUUGUUCAAGAGUCCACUAUUGGCCAGAGCAGCACUGCGUGUCUUGCCCAUGCUGGACUGUAUCCAGGGAAGCACAACAGUGAGCAGAGAGCUGGAGCAGCUCAGCGAUGUGCAGCACGCAAAAACUCUCCCGGUUCCAGAGGACGACUGAAUCCUGUGGGAGGACACAGAGACUCUGGCCCCGCGUAUCAUCACCUGAAAGAGGUGGAGGCCCCAGAAAAGAGCGCGGAGACCUUCAGAGAGCACCAACGCAUAAAUGCUGGCAGUUAUCUGCAGAAGGACUGCUUUUUAAAUAUGCAACCCCCCCUUUCCGCCCUAGAAGGAAUGCAGGGGAGCAAGACUGAGGUGCGGUGCAGCUGCUUGGACAAGGCAGCACCCAGGAGCUCCAGCUGUUCCCCUUCCUAUCAGGCCCCCCGUGUGGCCUGUCGUGCUGGAUCCAUCCCGAUCAUCCCCUCUUUCCAGGGACACCACAGUGAUUCUUCCUGUAUGCAAAUGGGCGAUGCGGUCAGAAGCAGCUUUUGCACAGCGGCCCUAAGUGACACAGUCCUCCGCAACUCACGACACCCUUCCUCUUCCUCCUCUUCCUCCUCAUCCUCCCUAACGAGAGGUGGAAAGCAAGAUGCGGUGGCUCUGCUUCUGGAGGAAGCCCAAGAGCAGCUCAGGGUGUUAUCGCAUGCUCAGAGACGACAGGAGGACGUCGCUCUUUACCCCGCCGCCCGGGAGACUGCCUGUUUCCUGGGACCGGUGGGAGCUGGAAUCUCAUACAGAGCUGAAAUAAGACUCGUGAGCCCAAGAGGAGCACAGCAGCCUUGCAAGUAAAAGCAAAUGCAUCUCGUGGCUCCAAAUGAAAUAAUCAUAAGAAAACUUGGUGUUUUGAAAAUCUGACUGAAGAAAGAUGCAGGAGGACAAUAACUAACUACUGAAAAUGACUAAUAGUAAAAGAAAAAAAAAUGUAA
Molecule: messenger RNA, 3305 nt
Organism: Scleropages formosus (Asian bonytongue)
Lineage: Eukaryota; Metazoa; Chordata; Actinopteri; Osteoglossiformes; Osteoglossidae
Gene: nrg3a
Product: neuregulin 3a
Exons: 9
Coding region: 1177-3168 (663 amino acids)
Biological process (GO): animal organ development; intracellular signal transduction; nervous system development
Molecular function (GO): chemorepellent activity
Source: RefSeq, a predicted model, not a curated record